AUGGCUGCGGUCAUGGCGAAGCCCGCGGGGACGGCAACUAAGAUGAAAAAACCUCCUGCGCCUAUCGUGCAAACAAACUUGAACGGUGUCAAGCCCACAGCGCCGUCUUCCUCGCCUUCCAGUGCGCGGAAGACGCUUCCUGGACAGAGCACGACACCAACGUCCGCUGUCAGUAACGGCACAAUUACAAAUGGCGCUCCCCGUUCCAAUCGACGGGUGCAGCGCCUGACGACGAGAAAUAACACGGCUGAUGGAGGAUCUCUGGACAAGCGUGCUGCUAGGAAAUUUCCAGAGCCUUAUGUUCCCAAAGAAUCCCACAUUCUCCGCAAAUUCAAAGGUUGCGCGCCCUCCCUCAUCGUGCACCUUCAUCCUACGCGUUUCCGAUUCGACCAGCAGGAUGGUAGUUUCAGUUACCACUCCGAGAUGCGUGUCUUCCUUGAGCAUUUGGCUAGAGGCACGAUCCCACAUGACAUGGUAGAAGAGUUUCGGAAGUCCGAGGUAAAAUACUACGACGGAUGGCUCAUUGUCCGGGUGGUCGACCACAAGUCAGCCGCAAAGGACGCUGCGGCUUCCGGGGCCGCUGCAGACGACGAAAAGCCGUUCUCCAUCCACAACUAUAAUCAGUACAUUACACCCUCACCCUAUGCACCAUAUCCUUCCAAGGAACAAUCGGUCACAAAGUCCCCUUCUCUUAAACAAGAACAAGCCUCGAGUGAUGGUCGCGCACAUCCUGGCUCCGACGAUACAAUCGAUGUCGCACCAAAAUCAUCAAAACCGCAGCCGAGAGUCUAUCACGUUGCCCUGCGCCCAACGAUUCUGUCGCGACAUAUGGAUCUCGUGAUUGAUGCCAUGACGCCAGAUCCAAAGUCACUGAAUCGGAAACAAUCACAAGCAAACGUGAAUAGCCGAGCACCCGGUGGUGGCGUUCCACAGACCCCGAUAUCAGCCAUUCCGCCGACUCCUUCGAGUGAAAAAGGGCCGCCCUUCAAGAAGAUCAAGCUGAAGAUUGAUCCCAAGGAUAUGCUGGAAUACGAAGGCAGGGUGGUAAAUGCGACGGCUCCUCCUCUAUAUCUCGAACCUGUGGAGAGCCUGGAGGAAGCAGAAAGCCUGAUGACCCUGCUGAAGGAUCCUCUUCAUGACCAACGACCGCCAUCACCAAAGAGUCGGAAACGGACAGUCGCCGAACUGGCGGCAGAUGACGCGCAUGCCAAGGAACAAGAACGGUUCAUGCUCAUUAUGGAUGAGCGAACUGCAGGUACCAAUGGCGCUGCAAAUGCAGCUGGCGUGGAUGGCCAAGCAGCCGCGGCUCUCUUCCAGCCUCGCUUCGAGAAAUUCAAUGCUCUUGAUAGUAUUAAGCGUGAAAUCGCGGAGCGGAAGCAGCGCGAGAAAGACCGACAGCUACAAGAAGAUGAAAAUCGAAGAGGCCAGCAAGAACGGAUGCAGGAAGAGGAGAAGAAGCGCAUCAUGAUGCAACGUGCUCAGGAAGCCCGAAUGCUGCGGGCUCGUCAGCAAGAGAUGGCGGCUGCAAUGGCAGCACAGCAGGCCCAGCAGCAGCAGCAACAACAACAACUCCAGCAGCAGCAAUCGCAGCCUCAAGUUGUCCAGAGACCCUCCUCCCAACAAGUUAAUGGCAUACCUCCGAACAUGCAGAACCAAAUGAUAACCGGUCAGCAGCGGGGAUCACCCAUCAUUCGGCAGGGAACGCCACAUGCAGCCUCCUCGCCAAUUGUCACAAGCGCUGCUCAAGGCGGCGUGCCCAUGGCGAUAUCUAGUUCUCAACAAGGGCACGGAUCUCCGCCAAGACCCGGCUCAGCCGUACAGCAUGGCCACCCCAGCGCCCCUAUGACCCGGGCCCCCAGUACCCAAGGGCCAAGCCGUAAUGGCACUCCACAGAUCCCUCACGGUACUCCUGCGCAAAGGAACGCUACGCCAAUAAUGCGACAGAAUACUCCAGCACAGCCAGUUCCCCAUGGUAGCCCUCACGGAGCUACCCCACAAAUGGUAGCUGCGGGAAUGAUGCCAGGAAUGCAAGGGCAGAUGCCAAAUGGCGUGCCCAGGCAAAUGAAUCCUCAACAGUUGGCCGAGAUGCAACGACGACAUAACAUGCAGCAACAGGCUGCGGCACAAGCCCAGCAAGCAGCGAUGCAACACCAAAUGGUCAACGGAACACCGCAAAUGUCGCCUGCUCAGGUGGCGCACAUGCAGGCACAACAUCAUGCGCAGGUAGAUCGGCAAGCUGCACUGGCUCGCCAAGCCGCUCAACAACAGCAACAACAGCAGCAAGCCAUGCAGCAGCAGCAAGGGACACCCCAGAGCGCACACAUGUCCCCCAACCCUGCUCAAAGUCAGAAGGCCUACAAUCAAUCCGUCGCCGAGCAUGUCAAGGCUCAAAUGCAGAGCCUACAGCAAGCGCAAACUCACGGAUCUCCAGCACCAAAUCAUAUGACGCCUCAACAGCAAGCAGCCCAACUUGCCCAUGCUCAACAGCAGCAACGAAUGAUGCAAGCAGCGCAAGCGCAAGCGCAGGGACAGAUGAUGGGAACAGGCGUUCCCCACCCCCAACAACGACCCCAAGUGGAUCCUCAAUUGAAGCAGCUGUUCCAGCAAACACUGCAGAGCUAUACACAACGCUUCGCGCAACAAGCAGCCCAGAAAUAUGGCGGAAACGUGCAAAUGCUUCAACCGCAAGAAAUGCAUCACGUCCAAAUGCAAGCUCAGAGGUUUGCACAUGCAGCCAUCCAGAAGCGCCAGGCAGCAAUGAAUCAAAUGGCACAGAUGCAGCAAGCUCAGGUGCGGCAGCAGAUGGCGCAACAGGGUGGCGGCAUGCAAAAUGGAAUGAUGAACAUGCAGAAUAUGCAGAACAUGCAAGGAGGAGUCAAUCCGAACAUGGCGGCGGUGCUGCAACAGCAGCAGGCCCAGCAGAUGCAGCAGAUGCAGAUGCAACAGGCGCAGCAGAUUAUGGCGGCACAGCAACAACAGCAGCAGCAACAACAACAACAAAACAUGCAGUUCCAGCAAAGAUGA
Messenger RNA from Fonsecaea pedrosoi CBS 271.37, 3024 nucleotides. RefSeq lists its product as uncharacterized. Gene Ontology annotation, cellular component: SAGA complex. The transcript has 2 exons. Bases 1 to 3024 code for a protein of 1007 amino acids. The record is from RefSeq and is a predicted model, not a curated record. NCBI's taxonomy places the organism in Eukaryota, Fungi, Ascomycota, Eurotiomycetes, Chaetothyriales, Herpotrichiellaceae. Gene Ontology annotation, biological process: regulation of transcription by RNA polymerase II. Gene Ontology annotation, molecular function: transcription coregulator activity.